This is a messenger RNA of Pipra filicauda (Wire-tailed manakin), 2610 nucleotides long. It is a transcript of the gene NPSR1, whose product is annotated as neuropeptide S receptor 1. Lineage: Eukaryota; Metazoa; Chordata; Aves; Passeriformes; Pipridae. The record is from RefSeq and is a predicted model, not a curated record. Gene Ontology annotation, molecular function: vasopressin receptor activity; neuropeptide receptor activity. Gene Ontology annotation, cellular component: membrane; cytoplasm. The transcript is spliced from 8 exons. Bases 211 to 1245 code for a protein of 344 amino acids. Gene Ontology annotation, biological process: positive regulation of release of sequestered calcium ion into cytosol; neuropeptide signaling pathway.
CGUCAGAGUUGUACCAAAGGAAAGCUCAAAAUGAUGCCAGCUUGGCUUUGUUUUUUUUUCUAUCACUCAGCUGCACUGAAGCCUGACGCCUCUGGUAGCCAGUAGUGGAGCAGUGAGAAGCUGGUUUUGUGCUGCGCUUUUACGGGAGAAGCCUGGCUGCAUUAACUCUUACUACAACAAGCACCUAGACAACUCGCACAAAACCCAGUGAUGGAGGUCAGCUCCACAGAAGCCAGCAGCAGCUCCCAGGGAGGCACCGGCUGGCUGGAUCUUACCCUUGUCACCUGUACUGAAACGGUGACUUUCACUGAAGUGGUGAGAGAAGAGGAGUGGGGAUCCUUUUACUAUUCCUUUAAGACAGAGCAGCUGGUGACUCUUUGGAUUCUCUUUAUUGUCACAAUUGCUGGAAAUGCCACCGUGCUCUUCUCUACCUGGAGGAGGAAGCGGAAAUCUCGAAUGACCUACUUUGUUACACAGCUGGCAAUCACAGAUUCAUUCACGGGACUCAUAAACAUAAUGACUGACAUAAUUUGGCGCUACACUGGAGAUUUUAUGGCUCCUGAUAUCGUUUGCAGAAUCGUUCGCUACUUCCAGGUGGUCCUUCUCUAUGCCUCGACUUACGUCCUUGUGUCACUAAGCAUAGACCGGUAUCAUGCCAUAGUUUACCCAAUGAAGUUCUUGCAAGGAGAAAGACAGGCGAAAGUGCUUAUUGGAGUGGCCUGGAGCCUCUCUUUCCUGUUUUCCAUACCAACUCUGAUUAUUUUUGGGAAACGGCAGCUCUCCAACGGAGAAGUGCAGUGCUGGGCUCUCUGGCCUGAUGACUCCUACUGGAUACCCUACAUGACAGUGGUGGCUUUCCUGGUGUAUUUCAUUCCUCUGAUCAUUAUCAGCGUCAUAUAUUCAAUCGUGAUUCGAACCAUCUGGAUGAAGAGCAAAGCUCAGGCUGUCAUCCUAUCCAGCUGUCCUGGUGGCACAACCGCUGCUGGCUGCACCAGUCGUGGGUUCAUAUCAAGGGCAAAAGUGAAAGCGAUCAAGUACAGCAUUGUAAUUAUCCUUGGGAAAGAAGAACUCAAAGGCUGGGAGGGACUUUCCGGGAAAGGAGCGACGGAGGGCAGGAGUUGCAGGUCCUGUCCAAACCAGAAUACAUCUAGCACAGCUGAUGCUCCGCAAAGCCACACUGGAACCUGUACCGAAGACAACAGAGGUCCCCACAAGCCCUGUCAUCGUGAAGUAGAUGGAUACUGACUGGCAAGAGCCUGCAACUUGCUGCUCUUGUGCAUCUUACAGUACAUAUAUUUUGGAUCGGCACUGCAGCUUCAGCAAUCUCACACUGCCAGUGCCAAACUCAGCGCGAGGUUUUUGUCUGCCUCUGUUUUGAGGCUUCAUCUUGGCCCUCUGUUUAAAGCAAGCUGUAAUCUAUGCAUGCUCCAAACAGCAAAAAAAGAAAAAAAAAAAAAAAGUAAAAGGUGUCUAGUCAGAGUCUUCUCUAUUUUCCAGGAGUCGCUAAAAGCCAUCUACUGUACCAUCUGGCUCAUAUAACUGAUAGAGUGUUUACAAGUAAUUACAGAGCGAGGACCCCAGUUAAAAUGAAAGCACAGGCACUUUUCCAAUGAGAACACACUCCUGCCACUCAAUUAUAUAUUAUAUCUGUUUUCAUACAGAACCACUUACAAAGUCAUAGCCAGACAAGAGGGGAAUGAAGGUUUGGGUCACUGCCUGUCACAUCUCCUGGCCUAGCUUCUCAGCUCAUGCCAGCCACACCAUCCCUGUAGCUCUUCUUCCCCAUCCAGUGCGAUAUUUCCCUGCUGUGCUACCUUGGCACAUGAGUGGCACCCCAGGAUCCCAGAAGGGCUCCACAUGACACAUCCAGAUAAUCAUUUAUUUCUGGGCUACUAAGAAAGUGCUUGCCAGCCCCUCCCAGACCCCAUGGUUCAUCCCACGCACAGAUCCUUACAUGCUUCUGUGACAAAGGCCCUGAACAGUCUUUUCAGGGCCCUAUGGGGAGUUGCCAUACAGGGCAUUUUGUCAUUGCAGAUUAAUCUCGCCACCCACACAGCAGCAUUUCCCUACCCCCCACCCUAUGUAAAUCAUCCCUGCCACUUAAAUCAUGCAAGGAACCAUACACAUCUUUGCACAAACUCAGAGCUGGAAAAAGACCCAAGUGAAACCAUAAAACUCAAAUUACAUUUAGAAAAAAUUAGCUGUUGAUGGUCCAGUCUUGUAAACUCAUUGUGAGGCUCAUAGAACACCAUCCGUCAGGCAAAGCUUUGCUGCACAGCACCCAAGAAGUUGGGCAUCCCCUUCCCCCAGCCCUCAGGGCAUCCUCCCACCACACUGUUCUCAAGUUUAAGGAGAAAUUUCUCAUGCAGGUUAAGUGGGUGGGGGAAUGAUAUUAACUCCAAUGCUCAUUUUGCCACAAGGCAGCUUGAAGUGUUUGUGCGAUAAUACACUCUAACCAGCGGUAUGGUAAGUGUAUUUGUUUCCACUCAGUAAAAAAAUUAUUCUUACUUGAGUCAGUUUUAAAACCUUUUUUUAUUAUUAUGAUCCUUUGCAAUGAGUUUGUUCCCUGCAAAACAAGAAUUGAAUAAAAUUUAUUUAUAAUUACCUAUA